UGAUCACGAAGCAAGGAGGAGGCGGAAAUAAAAGGAAGAGAGUAUGUAAAAAAGGUGUUGAGGUGGAAUGAAUUCAUUUGAUUUCUUUCUUCUAAUUGGGAAAUAUUGAAUCCAUCCAUCUUCCCCCACCUCUUUCUUACAACUCUCCUUUUCUCUCUUCGUCGUCUUCCCACGGUAGUUGACGACUCUGAGAGAUAUAUAUCAGAUAUCUUUUAUAUCCUCCCAUUAUUCUGCGUCGUUAUUCUUCCCUUCUCUUGCUGUCUUUCAUGGUAUGAACGAUUGAUUCUUCAACUGGCCGGUGUUUGUGGGUUUCAGGCUGCAUCAUGGCCUGCUCUACUCAAUCUGUGACUAUCGAGUCAUACCUCGACAAUAGUACCACCACUUCCUACGCUGCUACGCCCUCGGAAGAGACAGCGCUGCUCCGGGAUCGGAAGCGCAGGCACUCCUUUCAUACGGCUAGGAAACUCUCCUGUGACUACGAUGCGGACGCUAUUUUCCUGAGGGUCGAACUAUUCCUUACGGAAUUGGAACGACGCCUCCACUGGAUCGAAGAAUAUCGUCGAUCGCACAUGGUCCAAAUUGAUGCUAGCCUACGCAGAGCCUAUGCCACCCUCGAGGCUGUGAGGGACUCCUGUUCCCACGCCUCCGGGGAGCUUAUGGGCGGUGGUAAGAAGAGGGCUAAGAUUCUGGUCGAAACGCUCGAGGAUCGCUACAACGAUGCCUUGGCGACGAAAGAGACCUUGGAACAAAAGGCGCAGGCCGGUAUUCGCUUGAUGGAAUCGUUUCUGAUUGAAUUUGAGUCCCGCGCUCAUGCUGUCCGGGACCGCGGCGUCUACGGAGCCUUGGAUGAAGGAUGGAAAGCGGUCGACUCCAAAUUGGUCCAGGCGAGAGAAGCCGUGGAUGAAGGAAUGGAACGAGCUCGUAGAGCCAAGGAUGUCAUGCGAGAGAAUAUUGAUCAAGCCAUUUUGCUGGCCCAGGAGAAGGGCUUGAUUGGCUAUGCUGAUCUUCCUCACCCAUGGCGGAUAAAUCCCCAUAUCCUUGAGGGCUAUCGGUUCACCUCCUCGACGGUGGAAUGCUUCGCCUCGAUGUUCGCUCCUUCGAAUGAGCUGGUCAACAUCUGGUCUCACCUGAUUGGCCUUUUCAUUGUCCUCUCAAUCGCUUUCUACUUCUACCCACUACAUACCAACUUCCAUCUGAGCACCAAUUCGGACAUGCUGGUUGCGGCGGUCUUUUUCUUUGCCGCCUGCAAGUGCCUGGUCUGCAGCACCUUGUGGCAUACAAUGAACAGCAUUGCUAACCAACCACUCAUGGAACGGUUCGCCUGUGUUGACUAUACUGGAAUCUCCCUCCUGGUCGCGGCCUCGAUCGUGACGACGGAGUACACAGCUUUCUACUGCGAACCAACAUCCCGCUGGAUCUAUAUCUUGCUUACCAUGUCGCUCGGUAUUGGUGGUGUUAUUCUGCCCUGGCAUCCCACUUUUAACCGGUCCGACUUUGCCUGGGCCCGCGUGGCCUUUUACGUGACCCUGGCCCUGACCGGAUUCGCGCCUCUGGCACAGCUCACCUACACCCGGGGGUUCGCCUGGUGCCUCUACUUCUACGCCCCCGUCGUGAAGAGCAUCCUCGUAUACUUCACCGGCGCCUGCAUCUACGCCUCGCGCAUCCCCGAACGCUGGCGCCCGGGACUCUUUGAUUACUUUGGCGGAAGCCAUAACAUCUGGCACUUGGCCGUCCUGGGAGGCAUUCUCUUCCAUUACACAGCCAUGCAGGACCUUUUCGCUGGCGCUUUCCAGCGCGCCCAAGGUGAAUGCCCAAACCUCCACUCCUAAUCAACCAAUCACCGGGCGGCACCUCUGAUGUGUUAGCGGAAGUACAUACAUUAGUACCUACCACCUAGGUACAGAUCCAGCAACUCUCGCAUUCAUUUCCCUGUGCGACCAAUCAGCACGAGGAUCUACGGCCUUGGUUUGACCCGUACCGAAAUAAAAUCAAAUCCCGAUCACAGUAUAGAAUCUAGACUACAUGAGCUGUCAGCAACGCUACUACGGAUUUAUCCCUUAGUACUUGCUUUGCUUUGCUUUGAGACGGAAUCUAUGGAGAGGAUUUUGUCCUGAGCUAAUCUUUUGCAUGAGUGGAGUCCAGUCUGCUUGCUCCUUUCUCUUUUCCAAUUCAAUCAGCGCACAACAUCGUUAUUUCAUUAUCCUGACCCCAUACACCACACACAUAUCUCUCUCUGUCUAUCGUCUCUUGCCUUCUUGUAAAUAUUUCUUUUUUUUUCCCUUCUACGUUGUUUUUUUUUUUUUUUCUUCGGGCUUGUUUAGAAUUGUUU
This is a messenger RNA of Aspergillus ochraceoroseus IBT 24754, 2329 nucleotides long. Its product is annotated as hemolysin III family protein. The transcript is spliced from 3 exons. Gene Ontology annotation, cellular component: membrane. The record is from RefSeq and is a predicted model, not a curated record. Gene Ontology annotation, molecular function: signaling receptor activity. NCBI's taxonomy places the organism in Eukaryota, Fungi, Ascomycota, Eurotiomycetes, Eurotiales, Aspergillaceae. The coding region runs from base 324 to 1829 and encodes 501 amino acids.